This is a messenger RNA of Linderina pennispora, 2501 nucleotides long. RefSeq names its product cullin-3. NCBI's taxonomy places the organism in Eukaryota, Fungi, Kickxellomycota, Kickxellomycetes, Kickxellales, Kickxellaceae. The record is from RefSeq and is a predicted model, not a curated record. Gene Ontology annotation, biological process: protein ubiquitination; ubiquitin-dependent protein catabolic process. The transcript has 7 exons. Gene Ontology annotation, cellular component: Cul3-RING ubiquitin ligase complex. Gene Ontology annotation, molecular function: ubiquitin protein ligase binding. Bases 70 to 2259 code for a protein of 729 amino acids.
GCUCUCCGCAUUUUCUCCUUCGUACACUACCCUGCUCCCUUCUUAAAGUUAAAUACCACUCUGAACCGAAUGUCAUUUGCUAACAGACGACCUGGUGGCCGCAUUCUGCCUGCACGGCGCCUGACACCGCAAGUCGACCCAAAGACGCAGUUUGAAAAACUGGCCUUGGCUAUAGGCGAGAUAUACAAGCAUAAUGCGUCAAAGCUGUCGUUCGAAGAGCUGUAUCGGACAGCAUACGGCCUGGUGCUGAGUAAAAACGGGCAGAUGCUCUACGAUGGCGUCAAGGGUGUCCUCGAGAGACACCUACGCGAGUGUGUUGAGACUGGCAUUAUGCAGUAUGCAGCCAAGGCGCGAGACGAGCCCUCACUGACAAAUUCUGAGCAGUUCUUGUCCAGUGUGCGGUUGCUGUGGAGCGAGCAUGUCACGGCUAUGCUAAUGAUUAAGGACGUGCUGAUGUACGUGGACAAGGUGUUUGUCAGCAACGCCCGCUUGCCGUGCGUCUACGACAUGGGGAUGCAUGUGUUCCGAGACCAGGUCUUUCAGGGAGCCGAGUUCCGUCUUGAUCUGAUCACAACCACUACCCUGCUGAGCCAGAUUGCCCGCGAACGGCGCGGCGAGCAUAUCAAUAAGAGCACGAUGCGCGGCAUCACCAACAUGCUGGUUGAGCUGCAGGACAAGGACCAAACGCGCUCGGUGUACAAGGCUACGUUUGAGCCACUGCUGUUGGCCGACACAAGGCUGCGGAUCCGUAUCAGCGAACUGGGCACGGCUGAGUACAUGCAGCGCAUCUCAGAUUACCUGUCGUCAGGGACCACCGCACUGCUUCGUGAGACCGUGCUGCAGGAGCUGAUAUCUGCCAACGCCCAGGCAGUGCUCGACAUUGAGAACGCCGGGCUAGUGCAGAUGCUUGAGCAGCGCAGCAUUGCGUCGCUGGCUGUUUUGUACUGCCUGUACUCUCAAGUACCCAGCGCCGUCAAGCUGCUGCAGGACAAAGUGCAUAGCCAUAUUGUCAGCCUUGGCGACCACAUCAACGCACCGUUAGCAACAGCGGAUGACGCGCCCAAGCCAGGAGCUAAGGGCAAAGGACCGCAGGAGCGACACGGACUGGCGGAGCGGACAGCGACAGCGAUCCGGUGGGUGCAAGACAUGUUGAAGUUGUAUGAUGUCUACGAAGAGUUCCUGGUCGAGUCCUUUACGAGCAACUUGGCCAUGCGCAAUGCUGUCAACGAUGCGUUUAUCGAGACUAUCAACCGAAAUGCGCGCUCACCCGAGCAGCUCUCGCUGUUUAUUGACGACAGUUUGAAACGCGGGCUCAAGGGCAAAGCGGAGCAGGAAGUUGAGCACAUUCUCGAGCGCUCUGUGCUGCUGUUCAGGUUCCUGCAGAACAAGGACGCAUUCGAGCACUACUACAAGCUGCAUCUGGCAAGACGUCCUUCUAGUCUUGUGUCGAAGCUCAAGGUUGAGUGUGGCUCGCAGUUUACGCAAAAGCUCGAAGGCAUGUUCAAGGAUAUUCAGCUAUCUGCUGACCUUGUUCAGGCAGUCAAGGAUGCGGAUGUGCUUGCCGACACAUCGUUUGACAUGGGUGUGUCGGUGCUGACGCCGACGUUCUGGCCGUCGCUCUGGAGCACUGGCGCCGACUCUAAAGAGGAGCUGCAUGUCGCUACCGAUGCCUAUUCAAUGGGCAAUGCCGAUAUCAAGGUGCAUUUUGGCAGUCGCACACACGAGCUCAAUGUGUCGACUUACCAGAUGCUGAUAUUGAUGCUUUUCGCAGACACCAGCGAUGCUCUGACUACUGAGCAAAUCCAGCAGCAGACAGGCAUCCCCAGCGAGCAGCUUUCCCGGCAGCUGCAGUCGCUGGCAUGUGCCAAGUACAAGAUCCUGAACAAAACGCCCAAAUCGCGCGAUAUCAGCCCCGCCGACUCGUUCGCGUUCAACAGCGACUUCCGCGCACCGCAGUAUCGCAUCCGCAUUCCUCUGGUAGCUGCAACCAACCACAUGGAGUCUGACCGCGAGAAGGCAGCGUCCCAGGCCAAGAUCAGCCAGGAGCGACAGUUGCUGAUUGAGGCUGCCAUCGUGCGCAUAAUGAAGGACCGAAAGCAGAUGAUGCAUGAGAACCUUGUCAACGAGACGAUUGUGCAGCUCUCGCCGCGGUUCCUGCCGUCGUCGAAGAAUAUCAAGGAGGGGAUCGGGAAGCUUAUCGACCGCGAGUACUUGCAGCGGUCGCUCGAUGAUCCUCGACUUUACAUAUAUCUGGCCUAAGGCCGUGCACUGAGGAUACCAGUGACUAUAGAAAUAUAUCUGGAAGUGGGCUGCACGCACAGGCUAUCACAAUGCUAGUAUCAAGCGCACGCCAUGUGUGGAAUAAUGGAUGGAAAAGACGGAUACUGAAUACAUUGUAGCGAAUAAGUAGAGGAAAGAGGUAUUGCUAAUAGGGACAGUGUGCUGUCAGGUCAAUAUGUAUGUAAAAGAAGAGGCAGGCUGAAGGAUGAAAAUAAGAGGGA